AUGAAAACAUCAAUUUUGAUCUUCUCGCCUAAGGGUGAUACAGAGCUGAUCCUCCGCCGUCCCAACUUUCAGAAUCGCAAUGAGCCUAAGGAUAAGAGCACAGCAAGUGAGACUGGACCCCAGAAUGAAGUCGUGAAGUUGAACGAUAUCAAAACUGAGGAAGACCAGCCCAAGGAAGAUCAACCGCUGGAUCCUGAUGUGUAUUCCGACCGCUCUUCUUCGGUACACAAGACCGAAGACCUGAAAGCCCUCAUGGCCUCUGCCGAAAAAGGUCAUUCUGUUGAGAUCCGUCUUCGGGUCUCAUCGGCACACCUAAUACUGUCAUCUCCUGUGUUCAAAGCUAUGCUUGACGGCCCUUUUAGCGAAGGUAUUCGCACAAAGACAAUCUCUUUGAGGAUUUUAGCGAUGCUUUGA
Molecule: messenger RNA, 414 nt
Organism: Fusarium subglutinans
Lineage: Eukaryota; Fungi; Ascomycota; Sordariomycetes; Hypocreales; Nectriaceae
Exons: 1
Coding region: 1-414 (137 amino acids)
Source: RefSeq, a predicted model, not a curated record